Molecule: messenger RNA, 2264 nt
Organism: Anneissia japonica
Lineage: Eukaryota; Metazoa; Echinodermata; Crinoidea; Comatulida; Comatulidae
Product: outer dense fiber protein 3-like
Exons: 5
Coding region: 161-919 (252 amino acids)
Cellular component (GO): cytoskeleton
Source: RefSeq, a predicted model, not a curated record
ACGGGUCUCUUGUUUUGUUGCUAUGGUCGCCUAGAUACACGUCGAUAUCGCUCGGGUAGUUGUUGUUAAAUAGUUGUUGAUCUCUCGGAAGGCGGACAGUACGUGGACAUUAUUAAUUGUACCGAUCAUCAUUUGUUUGACAAAAUAUUAUUAAGUAAUAAUGAGUGGAGAUUGGGUUCCAACACGCCCUCGUCAGCUUAUUGCUGCAAAAUUUAACAGCCCCGGACCAGGAAGGUACCUUCUGCCGGGAUCAACAGGUAUUAAUUUCCAUGACAAGACAAAACAUCAAGCUGCUGCAUUUAGUUUUGGUAUUCGUCAUCAUAAAUUUUAUGAUGAUUGCAGCCCAGGCCCAGCCUACCUUGUCGAUUCUAGAUACAGCCGAAAUGGCAAAAGUGGAGAGCCUCACUACUCUUUGUACGGCCGACCAAGAGACCAAAAAGCAUUCAGUACUCCAGGACCCGGAACUUAUUCACCAGAACAAGCUGGAAAAUCUGCACACUUUUCAGCACCAUGUUAUUCACUAGCCUCACGAACAAAAGGAUCUAAAUUUGACAAAUCGCCUGCUCCAAAUUCGUACAUGCUUCCUUCAAUAUUGGGUGGAAAAUCAGUUGCAAAGCGCUCAUAUCCAGUAUUUUCGAUAACUGGUAGAAGUAAGAUUGGUGGUUUUGAUGAAGAUUUACAAGGAACGCCAGGACCAGGAACGUACCGUGUAUCAGAUCCAAGUAUUUACAAAACCAAAGCCCCUCUCUACUCAAUGACUGCCCGUAACCAAUUGCCAAGUGACUCAACGAGGAAACCUGGACCAGGAGCCCACAGUCCAGAGAAGGUGUCUGUAAAUAAAAAUCGUCGGCCUGCUUAUUCGUUUGGUAUCAGGCAUUCAGACUAUAUUGCUCCAUUAAUUGUUGAUUGUUCAGAUUAAUGGUUUUGGAGUGAAAUUUUGUGUACAUAAACAAGCCCCAAGCACCUCGAUGUUCAUUUGGAAUUCGGCACACAGAGUACAUUACUCCGAUGAUCUGCGAAAAUGUUGAUGCCUAACAUGUUUCUUCUGCCUGUCAACUAUUAAAUCAACUUUUUAUGUAGACAAUUGUUACAAUUUUAUCUGUAUUUAAAUUGUAAAUGUUAUACUUUUAAUAUUUGGUGUAAGCAUUAUGUAACAAUUGGAAUUGUGAGCAAAAAGGAACAAUAUUAGCAUUCAUUGUAAAAUAAUAUAUAUAUUUCAGUGUGUUAAAAAAGUAAAACAGUAUAAAAACCAAGUGAAAAAAAAUGUUUAUAUUUUUCUUCUCUGUCUUUGCUGUGAUGAAUUUUCUCAAUAAAGUUUGUUGGAAGGGGAAGUGGGAGGAAAUAUAUUUUUACACCGGUAUAGUAUUUAACUAAUUCACACUUUAAUUUCAUUAAACAUAUUGCCACCCAAAAAAAUUACACAAAUUAUAUUUAUUAAUGAAUCACACAAAUCAAAUUAACAACUUUCAGUAAGUCACAGAUCAAAAAAUUAAGUUUUGACUGACUGAAAAGGCAUUUUACUAACAAAAUGAAAUUAUGGCAGAAAUUUAAAGGUAUGCUAAAAGUAUAGGAAUCAUAAUGUUUUAAUGUUCCAUUAAUUGGUAGAGUAUUUUUUUAUGUUGAAAGCUAGCAGUAACUGAUUGAAAUGUACUAAUUAAGAAAUUCAAAAAUUGGAUUCAUGUGGCAGUAUAUUGUUUGUUUUUGAUAUAUUAAUUGGUUUUCCUCUCAAAGAAGACAAUGCAAUUUAAUGAUGGUUUAAAAUAAUCAUGGGGCCGUCCAUUUUUACUAUGUAAAUAGUAUCGUGUCUGUUUUGUCAUGUUGUGAAGCUGCUAACCAAAAAAAAAAAAAUACUUAUGUAUUUUGAAAAUGGUAAUGAAAAUGAGGCAUUCUAGAGCAAUAUUUUUUUUCUGAGAUGUUUUUAACCAAAGAUACAGCUUAUACAAUUUUCAGAAAGGUGGGGAUUUAAUAAUAGAUCAAUAGAUUAAAAAUAAAAGGGUAUAGAACUAAGGAUACUGUAAUCAUAAUAAAUUAGAUACAGCAUUACACUAUAAGAUACAUUUUGUUUUUUAGUGUAGGAUGAUAGUUCUGAGAAAAAUGUAUUUGCCACCAUCAGGAUUACACUUCAUAGGAGUAAUAAUAAAUACUGUAUAUAAAUUAACAUCUAUAAGAACAAAAUAAAGUCUUGAAAUUUUUGAGUAUUUUAUAAGAUAAAGGCUUUGUAUAACAUGCUGGACUUGGAAUGAUUAAAAGCUAUAAAAUAUGAA